AUGGCUGCCCGCCUGCGCACGCAGUACGCCUCCGCGUUGAAGCAGUUCGCAUCGUCCUCCAAAGCAUUCGAGGUUGUCGGUAGUGUUCCUGCUGAGCCUGCACCAGUGACUCCGAAGGUGCUCUACGUUCUGGAUUCCUCGUUCAAUCCGCCCACGUUGGCCCAUCUGAGGAUAGCAAGUUCGGCCUUGGCUGAGAAUCCGGGUCCUUCAUCGCGAUUACUACUGUUGCUGGCGACGCAAAAUGCAGACAAGCCGUCGAAACCCGCGCUGUUCGAGGACCGGCUCGUUAUGAUGGACCUGUUCGCCCGAGACCUACGUUCCGCUCUGCAGGGCUCUGCUGCAUCGUCCACUCCAGAUACACUCCCACAGGUUGAUAUCGGCCUGACGAAGAAGCCGUACUUCAUUGACAAGGCUGCGGAGAUAGAAACAUCGGGCGUCUAUCCCAAGUCCCUUGAACAGGUUCAUCUAGUGGGAUACGAUACCCUGAUAAGGAUCUUCAAUCCGAAAUACUACCCCCCAACACACACCCUGCAGCCUCUGGAGCCCUUCCUGACCCAGCACAGAUUGCGGGUGACGAUGCGACCCGAUGAUGAGUGGGGUGGACGAGCAGAGCAAGAGGAUUAUCUCCGUCACCUCGCCCAAGGCGGGAGGGAGAGCGAAGGAGCCAAGAAAGAAUGGGCGCAACGGAUACAGCUCGUGGAUGGCAAAGGAACGGACGAUCGAGCUGUGAGCUCUACCAGGGCCAGACAGGCCGCAAAGUCCCAAGUCAAUGAUUUAGACUUCCUAGUGACAGCCAAUGUCCGUGAUUACAUCGUAUCGCACGAGCUGUACAAGAAUGAUUGA
Molecule: messenger RNA, 843 nt
Organism: Paecilomyces variotii
Lineage: Eukaryota; Fungi; Ascomycota; Eurotiomycetes; Eurotiales; Thermoascaceae
Exons: 1
Coding region: 1-843 (280 amino acids)
Cellular component (GO): nucleus; cytoplasm
Molecular function (GO): nicotinamide-nucleotide adenylyltransferase activity; ATP hydrolysis activity
Source: RefSeq, a predicted model, not a curated record